Molecule: messenger RNA, 648 nt
Organism: Schistosoma guineensis
Lineage: Eukaryota; Metazoa; Platyhelminthes; Trematoda; Strigeidida; Schistosomatidae
Source: the annotation of a GenBank genome assembly
AUGGCUAAUUCAAAUCAAUCGGAUAUUCUUCAAACUACUGAAAGUCAACUGGAUGAUGUUUAUGAAAUAAUAAGACCUGCUGUUGACCAAUUAUCUACAAUAGCUUGUUUAGUUAACAAUGUUGGCAUGGGAUUACCCACUGUAUUGUUUGCUAGUGAAGUGAAUUCUCCGAAUGAAGAAUCAAUUAGAAAUAUCAUUCAUUGUAAUAUUUUGUCUACAGUCAUGAUGACAAACAUCAUUCUGCCGAAAAUGUUAACACAGAAAGGACCUAAUCCUGGUAUCAUAAACAUUGCAUCUUAUUCUGGUCUGAAAGUGUUUCCAUACGCUACAUUGUACUCUUCAACCAAGGCAUCUAUUAUUCAAUUUUCUAGAUGUUUGACUGCAGAAAAGUAUAGAAAGAAUGUGAUUAUACAAACGAUUUGUCCAUUAUUUGUGUCUACAAAUAUGACCAACCUAAUGAAAACCACAUUUUUCAUACCAACUGCUAAAGUCUUUGCUAAAAGUGCAUUAGAUAUGUUUGGUGUUGAACAACAAACUACUGGUUAUUUUCGACAUGAUUUAAAAGAAUAUCUUUACGGUUUCUUACCGACAUCAGUUCGUAUACUAAUUAUAAAAUCAAUAGCUAAUUCAUCACGAAAAAAGCCUUGA